AUGCCUCUCAAAGUGCUUGUUGCCGGUGCAGGCUUGGGGGGCUUGGGUGCUGCUAUCGCUCUGGCACGCGCUGGCCACAAUGUUGAGGUAUUCGAACAAUCAAGAUUCAUGAACGAAGUUGGCGCCGCGAUUCACAUUGCUCCCAAUGCCAGCAGGAUCUUGAAGUCCUGGGGCAUUGACUUUGAAGAUCUCCAAGCCGUCUUCUGCAAUGCCAUCAAGGUCUACGAUAAUAAUAGGAAGCUUAUAUUUGUACCUGUGAAGACCGACGAACUCCAGAAGAAGAUUGGUUCUGAAGACGAGUGGUUGUUGACACAUCGCGUGGACCUGCACAACACCCUGCGCAAAGCGGCUACAGACAAAACUUAUGCAGAUCGAAUCAAGCUUCACGUUGCAAGCAAGGUCAUUUCGGCGGAUGCGGAAACUGCCGAGAUCACCCUUGGCGAUGGAACCAAGCACAAGGGUGACCUCCUGAUUGGGGCAGAUGGUGUUCACUCCAAAGUUGUCGUUGCUGUUGCAGGCUCCCAGCCUCAGAGCGUUAGCACAAAACAAAACACCUUUCGAUUCUUGGUUCCGAUCGACAAAGUCCUGGCAAAUCCAAUCACUGGGCCUUUCUUCGGUGACCUAGGAUUCGACUGCCAACAUGUUUUCACAACCAAGGAUCGAAGAAUGGUUAUAUACCCUUGUCGCAAAGGCACGUUGCUCAACAUCGUCGCGGUCCAUCCAGCCGAAGAUAACGGUCUCGGAGGUGAAUCCUCCUGGUUAGAAGGGGGUAAUGUGGAGGAUCUCCUUGAAGUCUACAAGAGUUUCUCCCCCGUGCUCAUCGAGUUGUGCAGAAUUGCCGAGGACUUGAAGCUGUGGAGCCUAGCUACGAGGGAUCCUCCGUCCAAGUUCUACAAGGGCAAUACUGUCUUGAUAGGUGAUGCUGCUCACCCCAUGCUUCCACAUCAGGGACAAGGCGGAGGGCAAUCGUUUGAGGAUGCUGCCGCCCUCGGGAUCUUGUUCCCAGCUGAUAUAACCCUCGAGGAUAUACCUAGGCGCCUGGAGCUCUACAACCAGCUUCGAUACACGCGAGCAGUCACUGUCAUGUUUAUGUCCAAGGUCAAUGAUGAGAGACGCGGGACGAUGAUGGAGGAUCUUCGCAAGUUUGUACCCGACGCGGAACUGCCUCCGGAUAUGUUUCCGUAUUUGUGGAACGAUUAUGUCAUUCAAGAUGCGCAAAAUGCACUUGUACGGGAGCAGCGUAGUACUCUGGCGCAGCUGUAG
Fusarium sp. VM40 is the source of this 1263-nucleotide messenger RNA. NCBI's taxonomy places the organism in Eukaryota, Fungi, Ascomycota, Sordariomycetes, Hypocreales, Nectriaceae. The record is from the annotation of a GenBank genome assembly.